Molecule: messenger RNA, 2746 nt
Organism: Amoebophrya sp. A25
Lineage: Eukaryota; Dinophyceae; Syndiniales; Amoebophryaceae
Source: the annotation of a GenBank genome assembly
UUUGAUUUGGUUGCUCCAGGACCCUAUUUUUUGAGUUUUUAUCCUCCUCGCAAAAAAGUUUUCAUUUGUCGAUAAAGAGUAUCAAUCAAUGCAUUGAUGUUGCAGAUUCCACCUACACCUACUCGUACACAGCAAUAUCAAACACAAAAUGGACGACUUCAUUUCCUCUUUGAACUGGCAGGAGAACCUCGAGUUUCUUGCGCAGGUCGAGCUCGAAGUUGUAUCCUGGCUGCUAGCAAGUCGUGAACAACGAGAAGACUUUCAAGAAGAUUUUCGACCGCCAAGAACGGAGUCUUCUCAACAAAUAACUCGACCCAAGAUGAAUACUGUCGUGUUGGAAUUUCCCCCUUUCGAUGAGCACUUUAAGAGUCUUAUCACCUUCACAGUGAAAGAACGGUUUCGGAAUUUGACUCUCUCGAAAGCUGGUCCAGGAAGGUCCUUGGCGUUUGGAAAAGUGACGGAGAAGAAGGGACUGAGGGUAGGGAUGAAGACAUCGUCAACAACCGGCGUUGUAGAUCAUUCAGCUACUAUAUUAUUAAGGCUGUACCUAAUACAUGAUCUUUGGGCUUAGGAGGUUCUCCUGUAGAUCAUCAUUCAGCUACUAUAUUAUUAGGAGGUUCUGUAGAUCAUCAUUCAGCUACUAUAUUAUUAAGGCUGUACCUAUGAAACGAAAAAGUCCACUCACACUCAAGAAAUUGGCUAGGAUUUAAGUAGGAAAGUAGCCACUUUUUUUGAGUGUGAGCGCACUUUUUUCUUUCAUAGUACCUAAUACAUCUUUGGACGCUGCAUCCUUGAUGAAAUGUAUGGACGAGGAGUAUCCACCUAAAAAGGGAAAAGGACUCCCCCAUACUCUUCAAGGAUGCACUUGAAAGAUGAACUUUUACGGACAGGAGCUCUAAUAUUAGGAGGUUCAUCUUGUACAGACGUCGCGGCGAACAAGAACAAAAUUGCUGAACAACAUCUUCCACGAUAUUCUGUGGUAGAUGCUUUGGUAAGGAGUGGGGGGAAGGAGAGCUCCAGAGCUUCUGCGACGUCUGAAGUUAUUCCGAACACUGACAGUCUCAGUAGUAAGCAGGUCGAAGACGUUUUUUCGGAAGUACGUAUUAGUAAGCUGUUGGGAGGAUAUGAGUUUCCAAGAACUACGAACAAGAAGACCACAGGAGGUUGUCCUGCUGGAGAGCGGGAACGCUCAGACGACGACCACGAUGAGGAGGAAUCUUCAUCAUCCUCGUCUUCGGAAGAGUUUAUUGGUCUGAAACGAAGAAAAAUAGAACAGCAGUAUCAACAUCAGAACAGCAGUGGCAUCAAAGCUACAUCAAGCAAGAAGCUUUGUUAUGACUAUUCUCGCUAUUCCGUACUAGAACAAGGAGGGUCCUCCACAUCCAAGAACGGAACUACAAGUCGACAAUUUUCACGUGGUGCUCCAAACCGAGAAGGAACUGGAAGUGUGCUAGGGGCUUCCUGGAAGGACAAUUGGGCGUCUGUGCAAUGGCCUGCCGUGAAAUUAUCAGCGGAAGGCGAGUUUCCGGACCAAAUAACUGGAGGAGGCAAGAAUAGCAAGAAACUGGUGAAAGUUCCCUCCUCAGGAGGAGUUCUAUCUUUUGCGUUCACGCCAAACGAGUUCUUUGCUCAUGCUGGUGCGAAGGAGGGCUUGGAGUUCAAACUCCAUCAUACCUGGUCCCCUGAUAUCGGUCUUCGUUUUAUCCGCGAUUCCUCUUCACAUUGGCGUCUCAAAAUGAAGAAGGGCGUGGUGGAAAACAUUGCCACAACCGCGUCUGAUGGACAGCCAUUCUUUUGGAUGCAGGAUAAGUUCAAAUUAGAUGAAAAAGGUCUGCAAAGAGUCUGGAUAGCUUUACUCAGGACGAGUGAUCGAGCUGCACAUACAGGGCAUAGCGGUGUGCAUCCGGAGCAUAAAGAGCAACAAGCAGAAGAAGAUCAAAAAACAAGUGCAUCUCGGUUACGUGUUAUGGCUACAGUCCUAGUACAUCACGACCUCCUCUAGUUGACGUUGAUGAUUCUAACAUCAUAAAUGCCAUUAGAAUUUUUAUCAGUUUUUUCGUUUUCAUCUUCCUGGGUAUACGGACGUAUUCCUUCCAUGAUCAUCUAAUAUUAACUCCUUAUCGAUCCUCCUUUACAACUUCCACAAGAGUUCCCUCUCCACCUCUAACUUCCUCGUCCUUGGUCUUUAUCCUGGCUUGCUGAAGAAUAAGAUAGCAGAAUUCGUAGUCAAGGUGGACGAGACACCAGAGGAGAUGUACUCUGCGAGCUGGACCUUCCUCAGAGCUGGAAGCGGAGCGGCAACUGACUCGCAGAUCUUUGGGAAUGGUCGGGCAGCGCCGAAUGUGACCAAUAUCGUGCUACAACCUCGACGUCUGUGUACACAGUUGCUGCAGCCCUUGGAUGGUGCCCAUGACGCUAGAAUUGAGGUUCCAACAGCAGAGUCUUCUGUAUUCUACUUGCCGAGCAAAAUAGAUACAUCAAAUAUCGCCUCAAAUAUGAAGAAUAAAAGCUCGAACGACAUAAGUGUGCUGUUGAAAGAACCAUGGCCAUCGGAGACAGCAAAAGAGCAACAGACUUGAUUGUUUUAGGACCACAAAAAUGAUUCACUCACACCCUCAUUGAAGAGACCGCGAGUACAUCAAUUAAAAAAGCCCCAUGUCCACCUGUACGUCAGCAUGCUUUAUUGGGCCAUAGUGCGAUGAAAAUCAUAACAAUGUCCGCCUCCUCCUCCGGUCCUUGGAAGGAC